CGCGCAGCCAGUGAAUGGUCAGACGCCAUUGUGUACAAUAAGUGUGUCGCUGUCGCCAAAAAAAGUUUUAUAAAUUGCCAAAAAAAGGUCGUUGUCGUUGGUGUUUUAUACAUUUUUAGCUCCCAAGGAAAUCGACCACAAAAGGCAAAACACAAAAUGGGAAAUGAAACGUCUCUGCCUAUGGAAAUGUGCUCCAAUUUCGACGCAGAUGAAAUACGUCGUCUGGGCAAACGUUUCCGCAAACUGGAUCUGGACAAUUCGGGGGCGCUGAGCGUGGAUGAGUUCAUGUCAUUGCCCGAACUGCAACAGAAUCCUUUGGUGCAGCGUGUCAUUGAUAUUUUCGAUGCUGAUGGCAAUGGCGAGGUCGAUUUCAAGGAAUUCAUUCAAGGCGUCUCGCAAUUCAGUGUCAAGGGCGAUAAGUUGUCAAAGCUGCGCUUUGCAUUUCGCAUCUAUGACAUGGACAACGAUGGCUACAUUUCCAAUGGCGAACUGUUCCAGGUAUUGAAAAUGAUGGUGGGCAAUAAUUUGAAAGACACACAACUGCAGCAAAUUGUGGACAAGACAAUCGGUUUCGCGGACAAGGACGAGGAUGGCAAAAUCUCCUUCGAUGAGUUCUGUUCGGUUGUGGGCAACACGGACAUUCAUAAGAAGAUGGUGGUCGAUGUUUAAAAUGGCGAUAUUGUAGAACACUCACACACACUGCUGCAUAGGUUUACGAGUAACGUGUACUUUUUUUUUAUAUGCAAUUAGCGCAAAAAUAUUUUUCACUAGUUACUAUUUAUUUUUUUAUACACAUAUAUAUUAUAUAUUGUUUGUUUUUUAUCUCUCUUUACAUUAAUUUAAUUAUUUUGUUUAAAUGAAUGAAUUGUUUUCGUCUUUGUUAUCAAGCUGUGAGUCAAACGAAACGAAACGAUGAAAAAAAAAGAAGAAAAAUCUUAAUAUUUACACAGCCGUUAGUGAGCUACAAACAUUUUUGAAUCACUCGCUUUAAAACGCUCCUACGAAUAAUAUAUCACAUUUUCUAAAAGAAAAACAACCACAAUUUUUUAUAAAAAGUUGUAUCUCUAAGUCGUAAAGUAAUUGAAGAGCGAGAGAGAGAGAGAGAAAGAGUAAUAAUUGGAAACGCAAUACUAGAAGAACAGAUUCAGAGAGAGAAAGAGAGAAUAUAGUGAAAAUUGAAAAUGUGCGCCUCCUACUUACAUACUUCUUAAAAAUAUAGUCAUAAUUUAUUAUACAACAAAUAUACACGUAAUGAAUUGAAGCAAACAAAUAACAACAAGAAAAUGCAUCAAAAGCAAACCACGAAUAAUUCAAGUGAAAAAGCGAAAAAAUAAAGCAACAAGUUGAGCGUUUUUCAACAACCAAAAAAAAAAACAAAAAUACAAAAAUAAAAUCAAAACCAAUUUAAUACCGUUUCAAAUUAUAAUUCAAAUCAAAACUUAAACUUAAAUUACAAACAAAAAUGUUAAAGCACAAUGAAAAUUUAUGGAAAUUUGCGUGUUCAUAAGCUUUAAACUAACUCAUACUUUUGUGUGAAUGUGUGCGUAUGUGAGUGAGUGUGUGUGUGUGUGUGAGUUUAAUUUACACUUUCUCUUGACUAAACGAAAAAAGAAAAACAGAAUAUCUUAGCUUUUGUUAAUUACUUCUAAUUCUCCUGUGAUUUGGCCAAAAACAAAAUCUAUACCACAAGUGUGCAUGUCGAUGAGAACUCCGUUAAUCUAUUUAUACUUAUAUACUGAUAUAUAUAUACUUAUAUAUACACAUAUAUACAUAUAUAUAUACUCUUAAUGAAACUCUAAUUUAUAGAGCUUUUAACACACACACAAAAAGCGAAAGAAGCAAACAACAACAACAACAAAACAAACUGUGCUAUGUUCUUAACUCUUUUUUACUAAUAUUUAAUGCCAACUCAGCAUAAUUGUUUAUGGGAAACAAAUAAGAUAUAUAUUGAUAUAUAAUAUAUACAUAAAUAUAUGAAUAACAUUUUUCAAUUAUGUAUAUGAAUAUUGCAUACAUACUUACAACUAAUUCUAAUCAAGUUAACUUAGUAAUUAUUAAAUGAAAUGCAAAUCAAUACACAGAAACAACAACAACAAGAAAUCGAAUAAUUAUACAUUAACGAUGGUUGAUUAACAUAACAAAACUUUUAUACUUAACUUAAAAAAACAAAGAAAAAGAAUAUUAUUAUUGAAUAACAAAAAAAAUGAAACUAGUUAAAGGAAUUAACGAAAUGCAUGUUACAAAUUUUUACAAUUAGCAAAUUUUUUGCACAAUCGCCAUUCAAUUUGUUAGCUAAUCCUAAUCAAUUUUUUCAUAAUGUUUAUAUACUUACUUAUAUUAACGAACGCAAUUUGUAAAAGUCAGCCAAAGAUACCGAUGACAAGCAUAAAAAAAAGAAAAGAAAAA
This is a messenger RNA of Drosophila sulfurigaster albostrigata, 2406 nucleotides long. RefSeq names its product calcineurin subunit B type 2. NCBI's taxonomy places the organism in Eukaryota, Metazoa, Arthropoda, Insecta, Diptera, Drosophilidae. The transcript has 4 exons. The coding region runs from base 157 to 669 and encodes 170 amino acids. Gene Ontology annotation, molecular function: calcium-dependent protein serine/threonine phosphatase regulator activity; calcium ion binding. The record is from RefSeq and is a predicted model, not a curated record.